Messenger RNA from Scedosporium apiospermum, 1350 nucleotides. RefSeq lists its product as uncharacterized. The transcript has 5 exons. The record is from RefSeq and is a predicted model, not a curated record. Lineage: Eukaryota; Fungi; Ascomycota; Sordariomycetes; Microascales; Microascaceae. Bases 1 to 1350 code for a protein of 449 amino acids. Gene Ontology annotation, biological process: transmembrane transport. Gene Ontology annotation, cellular component: membrane. Gene Ontology annotation, molecular function: transmembrane transporter activity.
AUGACUGACAAAGCAUCUCAAGUCGCCGACGACAACAAGCUUUCCGACACCAAGAUAGCACACAAGCCCUUGGCAGAUGGCGUCCAUGACAAUAUAGUCGAUGUGGCCGCGGAGUACUCUGACCAGUACUACCGGAAGCUCCUGUGGAAGAUUGACCUCUUUCUUCUACCGCUGAUGUGGAUAUGCUAUGGCACGCAACAGACCGACAAGACCUCCCUCAGCGUCCAGGCCGUGUUCGGCAUCCGAGAAGAUACUGGCCUUGUGGGUGAACAGUUCAACUGGCUGAGCACCAUCUUCUAUCUCUCUUACAUGGUCUGCGAAGCUCCCGGCAAUUGGCUUAUGCAGAAAUGUCACACGGGCAAAUUCCUAUCCAUCGUCAUGGUCCUCUGGGGCGUUAUUGUGCUCUGCAUCGCCUUUGCCAAAAACUUUGCCCAUCUCAUGAUUCUUCGCGCGUUUCAAGGCGCUUUAGAAUGCACCAUUUCUCCGACCUAUAUGCUAAUUACCGGUGCAUGGUAUACUUCCCAAGAACACACUCUUCGCUCGCUCAUUUGGGGAACAUCCAAUGCUGGCAUGAACAUCCUAGCCGGUCUGAGCAUGUACGGCAUUGGUCUUCAUGCCGAGAAGCACCCAGGUGGCCUUGCUGCGUGGAAAGGUAUCUCUUUCUUACUUGGGGCCCUGACCAUCACCUGUGGGAUCCUUGUCUGGUUUAUCCUGGGAACUCCGCGUGAGGUUCGUUGGUUAAGCGAAGACGAGAAGCGCGCUGCAAUCGCUCGCAUUGUUACAAACCAGACAGGAUCUGAUCGCGAAAAGAGAUCUGAGUUCAAGUGGGAUCAGGUUUGGACCACAUUUAAAGCUCUGUGGCUGGCAGACCCUCAAACUUACUUCUUCUUCUUCGUUACUAUCGUUAACGCACUACCAAACGGUGCCAAUACCACGUUUUCAAAACUGAUUUGGAAGUCCUUUGGAUUUACGCCUUUGGAAACACUGAUCAAGGGGUCAACGCCCUAUUAUUGUGUGAGCAUUUGCUGGUUCUUGAUUGUUGGAUUCGUCACGCUUAAGAAGCCAAAUCUCCGAUUCCUCAUGAUGAUGUUCUCUCUUGUGCCUGCAUUUUCUGGUAUGAUGGCGCUCGCAUUUCUGCCUCAAAAUACUAUGAAGUGGACAAGAUGGGGCAUGUAUAUCCUUCAAGUGUUUGGGUCACUCCCCGGACUCAACAUCUGGGAGAACCGCCGACGGGCAAAGCUCAUUCGGGAACAAGGUAUUUCUGAGGAGGAGAGCGAACGAAUUGGCACAGCGAAUGCGGAAGCCGACAUGACUGACCGUGAGAACAUUCACUUCAAGUACAAGUAUUAA